CCGUGUGUUGUGUGUGUGUUUAUAUUUAUGAUUUUGGCUUUGAUUAAGCCAAGUGAAUUUCUUUUGUAACUGCAAGCAAUAAGCUUACAAGCUUACAAGCUUACAAGCUCACAAGUGACAUAGAUACAGCAAGGUCGAAGCAGCAGCAGCAGCAACAAUAACAGCAACAAUUGCUACUGCUAUAAUAAUGGAAGGUCAGGCCAAGCAAGCAUACUUCGUCAAUGAAGCAUAUAAUCACGAAGAGCAGCCCCAUGGGACGGGCGGUGGAGGUAUGGACAAUUUACCACGUCGUCGCAGUGGUGGCAACAACAAGGAACUGCAAUUGGAUGUGACCGGCAAGAAGGGUCAAGAGUUGACAGCGACACCCACCGCGCCCACCCUCGAUUUUGAUGACAUUCUGCCAUUGAUUGGAGAAUUUGGUCGAUAUCAGAAGAUUCUGUUCCUCUGCAUGAUACCAUUCUCGUUCUUUGUGGCCUUCGUGUAUUUCUCGCAGAUCUUUCUAACACUCAUACCGGAGCAGCACUGGUGCCAUGUGCCCGAACUGGAUGGACUGGACGUUGAAGCCAGACUCGCUCUAUCGAUACCGAUGAUGAAUGGAGAGUACAAUAAUUGCUACAUGUACGAUGUCAACUAUACGGAAGUGCUCGCCCAGGGCACGGUUAUGGCGGAUCCCAAGUGGCCGAGAGUCAAGUGCCGCAAUGGCUGGUCAUACAAUUUCACAGAGAUACCAUACUCGACGAUAGCCACCGAACAGAAUUGGGUCUGCGAUGAUGCCGCGUUGCCCACCUAUGCCCAGUCUAUCUUUUUCCUGGGUGCCAUUGUCGGUGGUUUGCUGUUUGGCUGGGUGGCGGAUCGUUUUGGACGCGUUCCAGCGCUGAUCUGUUGCAAUCUGAUGGGUCUGAUUGCUGGCGUGGCAACGGCAUUUGCCAACAACUUCUGGCAGUUUGCCACAAUGCGUUUCUUUGUGGGCUUUGCAUUUGACAACUGCUUCACCAUGAUGUACAUAUUGGUGCUGGAGUAUGUGGGUCCAAAAUAUCGCACCUUUGUUGCCAACAUGUCAAUUGCCAUAUUCUUUACGGCCGCCGCCUGUUUGCUGCCCUGGAUUGCAUACUUUGUAGCAGACUGGAAAUUGUUGACAAUUAUUACAUCGGCACCGCUGUUGCUGGUCGUAUUGACCCCAUUUAUUGUGCCGGAGUCGGCACGCUGGCUAGUCUCCCAGGGUCAAGUGGAGAAGGCGAUCUCUAUUCUCAAGAAGCUGCAGCGUCGCAAUGGUCGUCUGGUAUCAGAGCAAACAUAUCAGCACUUUGGCGACAGCUGCCGUCGCCUGCGGGAUCAGGAGCAGGAACAAAAUGCCAGCUACUCUGUGCUGGAUCUGUUUAAGUCGCCACGUUUGCGUCGCACCACUCUGCUGCUAAUUGUCAUCUGGAUGGCCAUCUCACUGGUCUUCGAUGGUCAUGUGCGUAAUGUGGGCUCCCUGGGUCUCGAUAUCUUCUUCACGUUUACGGUGGCCUGUUUCACGGAGCUGCCAGCGGAUACGCUGCUUACGGUCACAUUGGAUCGCUUUGGACGACGUUGGUUGGCUUGUGGCUCGAUGAUGGCCAGUGGCAUCUUCAGUCUGCUGGCCACUGUGGUGCCCGUGGGCGUCUACUCGGCCACGUUAGCCAUUAUGGGUCGCUUCUUUGUCAACAUUAGCUACAAUAUUGGACUGCAGUAUGCGGCCGAGAUUCUGCCCACUGUGGUGCGUGCCCAGGGCGUGGCCUUCAUUCACAUUAUGGGCUAUGUGGCCAGCAUUAUUGCUCCAUUUGUUGUGUAUUUGGCUAAUAUAUCAACGGCACUGCCGCUCAUCAUUUUGGGUCUGCUGGGCAUCAUUGGUGGUCUGCUGUCGCUGCUACUACCGGAGACACUGCAUCACGAUCUGCCGCAGACUCUGAGCGAUGGCGAGGAAUUUGGACGUGGUCAGAGCAUUUGGGAUUUCCCCUGUCUAGCCAAGAAGCUAGACGAGGAGAAGACCGAUGUGGAGGAGGUGCGCUCGAAAGCUUUUGUGCGUGGCACUCAAACAGGGGCCUCUUUGACGGCAUCCACACGUGGUGAAUUCCGCUCCAGCAUGUUACGUCGAUCUGUGCAAUCGCGUAACAAUACCAAAUUGUAGAUACAAUCGUUAGUUAACAUAAUUGCAAAGUUGCAUUUUCCAUAGUUUCGCCUAAGCGUAUUGUUUCAGCCUUGUGAUAUUAAUUCUAAGUUAAUUUGUUGCCAUUUGGCCAAA
This is a messenger RNA of Drosophila grimshawi, 2263 nucleotides long. Its product is annotated as organic cation transporter protein. Gene Ontology annotation, cellular component: membrane. Lineage: Eukaryota; Metazoa; Arthropoda; Insecta; Diptera; Drosophilidae. Gene Ontology annotation, biological process: transmembrane transport. The coding region runs from base 188 to 2149 and encodes 653 amino acids. The transcript has 3 exons. Gene Ontology annotation, molecular function: transmembrane transporter activity. The record is from RefSeq and is a predicted model, not a curated record.